This is a messenger RNA of Eleginops maclovinus (Patagonian blennie), 5960 nucleotides long. It is a transcript of the gene lrch1, whose product is annotated as leucine-rich repeats and calponin homology (CH) domain containing 1. Bases 337 to 2403 code for a protein of 688 amino acids. NCBI's taxonomy places the organism in Eukaryota, Metazoa, Chordata, Actinopteri, Perciformes, Eleginopidae. The record is from RefSeq and is a predicted model, not a curated record. The transcript is spliced from 19 exons. Gene Ontology annotation, molecular function: protein binding.
UCAUCAAUUCAAAUAGUUGUAUUAUCAUGACCAUAAUGACAGACAGUAUUGCCAAAGCCUUGUACAGUUGUGACAUCAAUUAAUAUAAUACAUGAAUAUGAAAAUAACAACGCUACAGGCACAGAGAAGAUUGUAUUUUGAAAGCACUAAGCGGAUGUCGCUCAAACGGCUCAUCUCUGACGCUUCACGCGCAGUUUACGCACGGUUGGUACGUAGAGAACCGAGAGGAGGAAUCUGACCGAGCUGUGAGUCCCGCUGCUCUCUCUGCCUUUCUGGAUCUACAACCCACACACACAUACACACACACCCGGAUAACCGCAGAGAGAAGGGGAUAUUAUGGCGACGUUGGGCCCGGAGUCGGCGCGUCCUCCCCCGCUAGCUCAGCUCGUCUCGGGGAUCCAGGCUCCUCUCGGAAACCUGCCUCCCUCGCGGGGCUUGGAGCGCGCGCUGGAGGAGGCGGAGGCCAGCGGAUCUCUCAGCCUCAGUGCGAGGAAACUGAAGGAGUUUCCCCGCACAGCCAACAACCACGACCUCGCGGACACGGUGGAAGCAGACCUCUCGAAGAACAGACUGUCCGACGUCCCCUCAGAGGUCUGUCACCUGGUGGCUUUAGAGAGCCUCAGUCUCUACCACAACUGCAUCAGGACCAUCCCCGACUCCAUCAUCAGCCUGCAGUCCCUCACAUCACUCAACCUUAGUCGUAACCAGCUGUGCUCGCUGCCCUCCUGUCUGUGUAAUCUCCCUCUGAGGGUCUUGAACGCCUCCAACAACAAACUGGUGAAUCUGCCCGAGGCCAUCGGACAGCUGCACCACCUCAUGGAGCUGGACAUCAGCUGUAACGAGAUCACGGCUCUUCCUCGUCACAUCGGCAGACUCAAAGCUCUGAGAGAACUCAACGUGCGCAGGAACCUGCUCUGCGUCCUGCCGGAGGACCUGGCUGCUCUCCCACUGGUGAAGUUCGACUUCUCCUGUAACAAAGUGUCCACCAUCCCCGUCUGCUACAGGAAGAUGAAGCAGCUUCAGUCUCUACAGCUGGAGAACAACCCUCUGCAGAGCCCCCCUGCACAGAUCUGCAUUAAAGGUAAAGUGCACAUCUUUAAGUACCUGAGCAUGGAGGCGUGUCGCAGUGACAAGAUGCCGGACGCUCUCUACCUGCCCGUCAUCGAGAGACUCAGCCUCACACGGGCCGGCGCCGGCAGUGUGGAGGACAUGGAGCAGCAGAGGAAACAGGACAGCGACUCCGGAGUCGGCAGCGACAACGGAGACAAAAGACUGUCUGCUACUGAGCCGUCGGAUGAAGACAGUCUGAGUCUCAACGUCCCGAUGAGCCACAUCACAGAGGAGGAGGGGAUCUGUAAAGACGACUCCAGUGAACACAUCAGUUCCCUCACAGCAGACUCAGCCUGCAACUCGGUGCGUCUGAUCGAGGAGAGUCCUACGGAGGCCCUGAAAGACCAAAUCAACUACAGAGACUCGGCCCUCAGCACACGCUUCGUCAACUACAUCAAGGGUCGGACAGCAGCAGACUAUGACGAGCCUCUGAGGAUAGAGGAAGACUCACACUGGCCCACAGAUCAAAUGUCAAAGGUGACGGGGGGCAGCAUGGAGCUGGAUAUGAUCCACCAGCUGAAGGAGGCUGUGGAGCUGCUGCAGGAUCCCAGCCGAGCGAGCACGGAGCAUGACGAUGGGUCUGGAGUUCAGCUCUACCCAGUGGAGAUGGUCACUGUGGAGGAGUCUCUCAAUGGGCAGGACAGCGAUGACGGCGUCAGCACACCGAAGCGACAUGACAGACAUCCGGCCUGCGGACCCCCGUCUUUCUCCAGCCCUGUGUUCGGACUUAAGCCCCGCUCAGCCCCACCCUCGCUGCCCUGCUCGCCACCUACUUCCUGUCUCGCCCCCUUCCUCCUCUCGCAGGCCUCCCCCCUCCAUAAAGAUUCAGCGGGUCAGGAUGGAGGCGUCCACGGCCGCGUGUUCCUGAGGAGCCACAAGAGUCUGGAGUCGGUGGAUCCUCAGUUCACGAUCAGGAGGAAGAUGGAGCAGCUGAGGGAAGAGCUGGAGCUCACCGAGCAUCUGAGAGACAGCAUAGAGAGCCGUCUGAAGGUUGUUCUCCCUGAAGACCUGGGUUCCUCCCUGAUGGACGGCGUGGUUCUCUGCCAUCUGGCCAAUCACAUCCGCCCUCGCUCCGUGGGCAGCAUCCACGUCCCCUCCCCCGCCGUGCCCAAACUCAGCAUGGCCAAGUGUCGGAGAAAUGUGGAGAACUUUCUGGAGGCCUGCAGGAAGAUCGGGGUCCCACAGGACAAGCUGUGUCUCCCCCAUCACAUCCUGGAGGAGAAGGGCAUGGUGAAGCUCGGGGUGAUGGUGCAUGCACUGCUGGAGGACACGUCCUGCAGACACCUGACGUGAAACACACACACACACACACACACACACACACACUCACACACACUCACAGGAUGCACAGAUGUUAAGGGAACUAAAUCAGUCAGAAGAUGCAUUUACUGAAUCCUGAGAGGGAACGUCUGACACGUAACGCCGCACAGAUCCAAGUUACUCUCACCUUUAAUGAUGUGUUUCCAUUUCUUCAGAUAAACACGAGAGACCGAACGAUUCACUAAAGGCAAUCUCUUUCUUUUUUACCCAGCAGGAGGGAUUCUUAGGGCCACUUUGAGGAGAGAAUAAAUGCUAUAAAAAAUACGUUUUACUUUUCUUUUCAGUGGAAAAUGUCUAAUAUUAUGAGAAUAAAAAAGUGUUUUUGGGGAGUUAAAGGAAAGAAUACUAAAGUUAAAGUCAUACUUUUACAAGAAACUUUACAGCUUUAUUUAUUUGAAGAAUAUUUUGUGCAUUUCUUUGCAUUAAAUUCAUAUUUAUAGGAUCAACUUUUUUCUUUAUAUUUUGACUUUAUCGUCAAAUUAUUUCAUAUUUCUAUAAAAAUGAGAUAUUAUGAUUAAGCUGAAUUGUAACUAAGUUGAAAAAGGUGUAUUUAUUAUGAUAAAUUAGCUGUUUUUCAUUUGGCUUUAUUUAUUUGAUAAGUGUAAAAAAUGAGGCUGUGUUUAUUCUUGUAAAAUUAUGACUUUUUCUCAUUAAAUGUGAAUUAGAUUUGGGGGAGCUUCAACAACGUAUUAUUAAUAUUAUGCAAACUCUUAAAUAAUUACACCAGUUCUAUAUUAACAGACUAUUUGUGUUUCUGUAAAACCAAUCUGUUCUAGUCUUAACGAGGAUCUCUUAAUCUUGAUUUAAUCAUGAAGAUAUUUAUAAUACAAAGAAGAGAAAGUGUUCGAGUUCAAACACCAAUAUGCCAAAAAUAUUUUCUCUAAUAUAUUUUAGGUAUUUCUGUUUUCUAAAGUGUGACUGACUUCCUGUGGAGCUCCAUGCAUCAGACCAAGUCAUUUUUAUUUAAUUAAACCCUCUCUCACGUCUCCUCAUUUUUAGUGAAAUUAUUUCUGCAGUUUUUGUCUGUAUGAGAUUCAGUUUGCUAACGUGCCAAAUGUCACAACCAGAAGCUCCUCAGUUCCGACUCUGCAGGAUCAAACCCAGAUUUAUGGGUAAAUAUUAACCAUCCUUCAUAAUGACACACUUAAAAAUCACAGCUGUGUUUGAGGCUUUAUUAUUCAGGAAGAGGAGGCUUCAGGAGUAAAAUGAACACCACAAUGAGUCUUAAAUAACCAGACUAGGGGAGAAAAUAUAGUCUUUGAAUCCUGUUGCUAGGCACAUCAUGUUCUACUACGCUGCUUGGUUUUAAAGGGGCAGUACGUAAUUGUUGGGUUUUAUCAUCCUCUGCUGACAGUCCCUGAUUUAUUUCCUGAGGAUGCUUUUAUUUUGAAAUCUCUAUAGGGCUGCAUUCACUGAUUUUGACCAGUAGGGGACAGUACAAUAAGAAGUCUUAUGAGGGCUAUGUUAUUUUAUUGUAACAUUUAAAUGAACGGAUCCAAAGCAGGGUAAGCGGAGUAAUGAUCCCAGGAAAAGAGAUGUUAGUCACACAUUUCCAAAGAAAAAUAUCUAUAUAAAUGUGUACAUUUAUGAGGAGAAUAUAUAAAUAUAUACAUAUAUAUAUAUUCUCUGAGAUUACAUUUUUGAAUAUACAAUAAAAUAAGUACAAUUCUCUCUCGUUAUCUGAAGUUUGAAAUUACAAAUAAUAUAAAAAUAUUCUCUGAAAUCAAAUUUGUAAAUUAUGGGAAAAACUAAAUAUUAUCUGUAAUUAUUCGGUCAUAAAUUCAUGAAAAUACAGGAAAAAAACUCUGAUAUUCUCAGAUAUUAACAUUAUAAAUCCAUGAGAAAAAACAACAUUUAUAUUGCCUCAAAUCACUUUUUUAAUAAACAAAAAAUAAAUACAAUUCCCUCAAAUUUUUUGAAGUGAAAAUAAAUUGAGAUGGAAAAAUAGAAUUUCUUCGAACAUUUAAAUAAUAUUUUAAAGUCAUGAAUUCGCAAGAAAAGACGUCAGGAAAAAUACAGUUUUAACAAGAAUACUAAUAACUCAUGGCUUUUAUUCAAGGGCUAACCGUGACAUAUGACAUACAUCAAUACUGUGGACAAAACCCACCAGCCUUUAGAAAUAUAAUCCAUAAACUGUGAAUGAUGGAUUAAAUGAGGAGGCUUUAAAUCAUCACACAUUUACGUACCGCCCCUUUAAAAAUACUCUAUAUCUGGGAUCAUGUUUGAUUUAAAUGCCAUAAAACCCUUGUAUUUCCACCUCUGAACCUGCCGGAUUUUAAGAACGAGUGAAUUUUAUUUUCUAUAAAUACGAUGCAGCUUGGUAUCCAAAGCUUUAUCUCCUUUAAGAUUCAGCUGUAAAUUAAAUCAAAGGAUAAAUAAACUGGAGGAUUUAACGGUUGCCAAAACAAACAUUUGACUCUCUUUAUUUAAAUGUAAAUAUAAUAAAGGACUUCCUGUCAGAGUAUGUACUGUAUAUUUCACCAGAAAACACCUGAAUUAUCCACAAUAUCACGUAUAUUGAUAACAGUAAAUUAUGCAUUCUGACACUAUGGGUAAUAACACACGUACUGUUUCAUAUUUAUCAGAUAUAAGACAAUUAGUCAACUGUGUAAAAUAGGAGGAUAAAUAACACGCUUUUUAAAAAUAUUUCUUACAUUUCUCAUUUUAAAAUAUUUUUUUGAGUCAAUUUUAUUUCCUGCUGAAAUCAACUCUAGGAUUUUAAUUAUUAUAAUUUAUUACUGAAAUUAUGAGCUUUUCUUACACUGGUUAAAUAAUGUGUAUUUGGCCAAAUUUGAAAGGAGAAAAAUGCUAUUAAGAAAAAAUCAUUUCUUGUGGAUAAAAUAUGUAAAGCUUUAUUUGGAGUUGAAAAAAUAGUUGUAAUUGUAAAGAAUCAUUUACAUUUAGUUUUGGUUUUAUUAUUAAUUUAAGUCUUUUUCUUUUUUUUAUAAAAUGUUUGCGUAUUUUAUUUUGAAAAACAGCAUCUUUAUUCUCACAAAUUACAAAAUGAAAUAUGUUCUUUAAAAAUUACAACUUUCUUUGGGACUGAAAAACAAACAUUGUUGUAUUAGUACACAGUCAAAACACAAAGAAAUCUGGAAUACAAUGUCAUUGAAAAUGCUGAUUUUGGCUCCAUAUUUUUGGGCACAGCAUCACAGUUUUUUGGGAGACAGAAUCUGCACUUUAUUCAACUUUAUUUAUAUCUUUGUUUUGGCAACUGAUGAAAUCUGAGAUGAGUUUUGAAAUGUGACGCUGGUGUGAAUUAGCCUGCUGAGUUGCAGCUUCUCUUGUUUGUAUAUAAAUCUUUCCUGUUUCACGGUUUUGUACUUUUCUGAUGGGAGAUUUAUUUUUAUGUGUACCUUUUGUACCUCUGUGUGGACCGGGCUGUGAACAGAACCUGCAUGACGCCCCUGUACCUGCUGCUGCUGUGAAUAAUGUAAAUAAAGCCGCUCACGCUGCCAGUCGACACGCCACGGAAACACGAGUCGCUUCUUUGUGGACAAAUAUUCAUUAAAUAAAUAAUUACACUCAAA